Nicotiana tabacum (common tobacco) is the source of this 975-nucleotide messenger RNA. NCBI's taxonomy places the organism in Eukaryota, Viridiplantae, Streptophyta, Magnoliopsida, Solanales, Solanaceae. The record is from RefSeq and is a predicted model, not a curated record.
AUGUGCAUUGUUUCGGAUAGAAAUGAAAGCAUCAUUAAAUCUGCAUCGAGAGUGUAUCCGGAUGUACCGCAUUGUGCUUGCAUAUGGCAUCUAUGGAAUAACGUAUACAAGAAAUUCAAAAAGAGCCAUGCCAAGUUGAGUGAGAUAUACUUCUCGAUGGCAAAAGCAUACACACAAACUGAAUUUGAUAGUCUGAUGGAGAAGGUUGAGAAGGUAGAUAUUAGGGUGAAAGAAUACUUAGAGUUAGCUGGUUACGAAAAGUGGGCUAGGUUGUAUGCACUUGUUAACAGGGGAUGGACAAUGACGUCAAAUAUCGCUGGGUCAAUCAAUGCAGCACUAGUUUCAGCAAGGGAAUUGCCAAUAUAUGACUUCCUCGAAGAAGUUAGGAAGAUGUUUGGUCGUUGGAAUUGUAGUAACCAUAAAGAAGCUACUCAGACAUACAAGACGCUUGGAAAAAAAUACCAGGAAAUGCUGGAGUUGAAUGAGACCAUGUGUACCCAACUACCCGUUAAUUUUUAUGAAUAUUUGCUUGAACUAGUAAAUAAUAUAGAUGAAUACAGUUUCUCAAAAAAGGUUGAAUACAAAUGCAUACAAAUACAGACUGUAGAUCAUUACACAGUAGUACCCUCAACUGAAUACUUACAUAUUGUUAACGAUGGUGGGAGGAAUUACACAGUCUGCCUGCUCGAGAGAAAAUGUGUUUGUGGGAGCUAUUACAAGCCAAGUACAAUUGUAAUGACAUACGAUGUGCCAGUGUACCCGCUACCGGACAAAAAUGACUGGAAUAUACCAGAGCAUGUUGCAGAGGAGGUUGUACUACCACCCAAAUGGAAAAGACCUCCUGGAAGGCCAAAGAAGAAGCGCGACAAAAAUUUAAGUGAAUUGUUGUUGCCGAAAAAUCAACAUUCAUGUAGCAUAUGUGGGCAGGGAGGACAUAACAAGCGAACUUGUAGGAAUGCUCCACGUAAUAAAUAG